CCGGUUGACUGCAUGAAAUGGCAUCACCAUCUGCAUCUUGUCUUCCUUCCUUCAUCUCAAUCUUUAUCUGAUUCACUUUGUCUACGUUCUUUGAGGCAAUUCGAAAGAAAUGUCGACGUCUCUCCCGAUCUUGCAUUUCAACGAUGUCUACCGCGUCAAUCCACAAAAGCUCAGCGGGGGCGCGACGAUUGAUGUAACGCAGUUCGCGCACAUGCUCGACGAACUACGCGAGCGCUGGCCUGUACGUGAGGAUGGAAAACGGGAUGGACUUGUGUUGUUCUCUGGUGAUUUGUUUGCGCCGUCUGUGGAGAGCUCGGUGACAAGGGGUAGUCAUAUGGUGCCGGUCAUCAACGAGCUUGCUCCGGAUGUUGCGGUCACAGGGAAUCAUGACUUUGAUUUUGGUUACCCUCAUCUUACGAAACUUCUAAAUGACACUAAAUUUCCCUGGCUACUGAGCAACAUAAUAGACGAAACGACCUCCAGAAUACCAGAACACCUGCACGAAUUCUACAUCACCGAUCGAUGCGGUGUCCGAAUAGGGUUCAUCGGACUUGUAGAGAGUGAAUGGAUCACAACGGUACCGGCAUGGCCGUCGAAUUUCAAGUAUAGAGAUAUGGUGGAGGUUGCUUUGGAUUUGUCAAAACGCUUGAGGGAUCCGCAGGGAGAGUAUAAAUGUGAUUUGAUUAUUGCGCUCACGCAUUCUCGAAUUCCGAAUGACAUCCGACUUGCAAAAGGCAUCAACGCACUCUCACCUAGCCACCAACCUGCCGACUUUGCCACAACCCAUGGAGCGGAUAUCAUCCUCGGUGGACACGAUCAUGUGUAUUAUGCAUCAAAAGGAGUGACUUCAUGGGAGGGUUACGACGUGAACCAAGAAGUCCUCGGUGCUGAACAGGAUGAAGGCGAUGUCCUUGUUGCGAAGAGUGGCACGGAUUUCCGCGAGCUUAGUGAGGUUGUACUUGAGCUCGAGGAUACUCCUUCUGGAAGUGUGAGGCGAAAGGUAAUAAAGUGUGUGAAGGGGAAACGACAUGAGACGAAGCCUGGAUCACCGUCUUCUCAACGGCUCAAGGAGGUUCUAUCGAAGAUACUGGAUUCAGUCUCGGAAACGAUGAAAAAGCCUGUAUGCUACGCCACAGAAAAGCUGGACCUUCGUUCAGAGUACAUCCGUACCGAAGAAUCUGCAUCAGGGGACUGGUUCGCAGACGUGAUUCAUCAUGCAUAUGAUGACGCAUUGUGUAACAUGGGAAUUGAGAGUGCGGAUGGUGUGUUCCUGUGCGCAGGCGCUCUUCGUGGAGACACUGUAUACGGACCAGGUCUUGUCACACUUGGCGACAUUUUAGAGAUACUCCCAUUUGAGGAUAGUAUUCUUGUCCUUGAGCUCGAUGGCCGAACUAUCUGGGAAGCAUUUGAGGCAGGACUGGCUACGUGGCCAGCACAAGAAGGUCGCUUUCCCGUCAUUUCUGGCUUCCGCGUAACCUGGGACUCUCGAAAACCACCCGGUCAACGAGUUCUGAACAUUGCAGUGCAAACCCACAAACGCAUAGACCCAAACAAGAGCGGAGACUCGACGCCUAAUUUGCUCAUAGACCAUGAAGAAGUGAAGCGGGGACGAGGAGGACGUAAAUAUGUCGUUAUAACAAGAGAGUAUAUGGCUCAGGGACAUGAUGGGUUUGAGUGUUUGAAGGACCAAAAGAUGCUCAUUGAUGAUGAGCAGGGACAGAUGAUGAGUACCAUUGUUCGGAAAUAUCUCUUGGGAUCUAAAUAUAUCAACAAGAUGAACCGCGCAGUCGAGCAGACUGAAAAGGAUAAGACGGAACACCCAAAAGUUGCGCAUUUGCACGCCGAGACGGAGCGUAUACUACAGAAUGCCAAACAUAGAGCAGAACGACUGAGCAAGGAGACGUCACUGCGUGCACGCGACCAUUGGCACCAGGCCAUUAAUCACGUCCGUGAGAUUCUACACUCUCCCGCGUUUUACCGAGCACCUCUGGCUGUUGCUCGUCGGGAGCAUAUGGGGAGUACGGAUUGCUUCGACGGAGAUCAUGUGAGGUCGGGAGAAAAGCAGCAGCGAACUACCGAGGAGAUGGAAGAUGAGGAUUUGCCUGAAAUUACACCAGUCGUUGACGGAAGGCUGAAAGACGUAGGAAGAACUUAAAAUAAUUUUUGUAAUGUAGAAGGACAUGGAAGUUCU
Fomitiporia mediterranea MF3/22 is the source of this 2191-nucleotide messenger RNA. RefSeq names its product Metallo-dependent phosphatase. The record is from RefSeq and is a predicted model, not a curated record. Gene Ontology annotation, biological process: nucleotide catabolic process. Gene Ontology annotation, molecular function: hydrolase activity. The coding region runs from base 110 to 2155 and encodes 681 amino acids. Lineage: Eukaryota; Fungi; Basidiomycota; Agaricomycetes; Hymenochaetales; Hymenochaetaceae. The transcript has 13 exons.